GCAAGUAGCGUGGUGAGCACGCGCCUGUAAUGGCCAAGUACCGACCUUUGUUUGUGUUUUGGCCACGCGACAUUUGUAUUUGCUCUCUCUCUCUCUCUCUCUCUCUCUCUCUUCGAGUCCCAUCGCCUCCUCUCCCGGCCUCUCCUCUCUCUGCAACGGUUCACAGUCACACCCACCACCGUUGGAUCUUGGCGGUACUGGGUCCAUGCUUGAAUUUUAUUGACAUGUCUCAUUCGAAUCAAGGAAAAAUAUUUUGACGGGUUGAAGACUGGAGACUUGAGCUUAUUCCUCAUUGUGGAAAUUUUGGUAAACCCAGAAUUUGCAGUGUAUAAAGUUUACAACCAAAUAAUUUUACAUUGAGUUGCUGUAACCCUGACCAAAAUGGCGCCGAGAUCAUUGAUUCUUCAUCACUUGAAGUCUUAUUUCUCAGCUCAAAUCCGAAGGAACCAUAGACUUCUCAGCUCUGCUUCUUCUUCUGCCCUUCACGUAGCCCCUUCUUCAUCAUCUCCAUCUACAUCCACGUCUUCGUCUCCAGAUGCCGUUCACAUGACUGAAAAUUGUGUUCAACGAAUGAAAGAACUGUAUUCUAGUGAACCAUCAUCGGGAGAGAAAAUGCUUCGCUUGAGUGUAGAAAAUGGAGGUUGUUCUGGCUUCCAAUAUGUUUUUGAUCUCGAUGAGAAAACCAACCCAGAUGACAGGGUCUUUGAGAAGGAAGGAGUCAAAUUGAUCGUGGACAGUAUUUCAUAUGAUUUUGUAAAAGGAGCAACCGUUGAUUACGUUGAGGAGCUUAUUCGUUCUGCUUUUGUGGUCUCUACAAAUCCGAGUGCAGUAGGCGGCUGCAGUUGUAAAAGCUCAUUUAUGGUGAAACAAUAGUUCUGCAAGUACUGACUAUAAUCUCCCUCUCUAUAUAUAUCAAGGCAACUAGAUUCAGUUUGGAAUGGAUAAUUACACCCAUUUAUUUGACAUGAUUUUUUCAAAUAAAAAUUACCGUUAACACAAGGGCCAUGCCUAUAAUGUUAUACAAUAAUAUUCUUCUGUUAUUAAUGUUACCAGCGGCUUGUAAUUGUACCACAUUCAUAGGUUAUUGAGUUAGUUUCAUUGUUUUUUUUUUUUUUCUCUGUUAUAGUUGGGCAUUCGAAAGCUUGUACUAGAAGUUGGAUUAAAAUUGGAUCUUGGGGUAUUUACUUUGUAAUAAACACUGCCCACAUUUUACUACAUGGGCUGAAUUUUAAUGGCAAGUAUGAUACGAAAUAAAAUAAAGUUACCUUAUCGAUUACAA
Messenger RNA from Cannabis sativa, 1279 nucleotides. Its product is annotated as iron-sulfur assembly protein IscA-like 2, mitochondrial. The record is from RefSeq and is a predicted model, not a curated record. Lineage: Eukaryota; Viridiplantae; Streptophyta; Magnoliopsida; Rosales; Cannabaceae. Gene Ontology annotation, biological process: iron-sulfur cluster assembly. The coding region runs from base 382 to 873 and encodes 163 amino acids. The transcript is spliced from 6 exons. Gene Ontology annotation, cellular component: mitochondrion. Gene Ontology annotation, molecular function: iron ion binding; 2 iron, 2 sulfur cluster binding; 4 iron, 4 sulfur cluster binding.